Messenger RNA from Amblyraja radiata (thorny skate), 1780 nucleotides. It is a transcript of the gene rgmd, whose product is annotated as RGM domain family, member D. Gene Ontology annotation, biological process: BMP signaling pathway. The transcript has 4 exons. NCBI's taxonomy places the organism in Eukaryota, Metazoa, Chordata, Chondrichthyes, Rajiformes, Rajidae. Gene Ontology annotation, cellular component: plasma membrane. Bases 16 to 1554 code for a protein of 512 amino acids. Gene Ontology annotation, molecular function: coreceptor activity. The record is from RefSeq and is a predicted model, not a curated record.
UGGUGGAUAAAAGGGAUGGCGAUAAUAGGCGGAGAGAUAAUGGAGGUCGCACUGCGAUUAAAGAAACUAUGCGCAAUCUUCUCUGCACCUGUUUUUUUCUUAACAAUCACUUCCUUAUUAAGUUUCAAAAAAAGUCCAACUUCCUGUGAAGUGUUUCCAUAUGGCAAUAUCCCGAGAUCUUUGUGUGCAGCAGGGAGAAAGCAGCAUUAUCUAAAGAGGGUCGUUCACUUCGCCGAACAGUCGACAGACUCAAGCCGCGCUGGAUGGAUUGGCAUGGGGAAAGGAAGACGUUACCCUUUGGCUAAAAAGCUUUGCUCAUCAGUUUUUGCCAUGCUCAUUUUCUCGAUGUGUCUGAAUUCAGUGCGUUGCCAGCAGUGCAGGAUUCAGCGAUGUAAUGCCGAGUUCGUGGCUGCUACUUCUCCGGGGAUUGGAUUGCAAGAGGAGUCGGAGGGGGGAGGCGGUGGAAACGGCGGCGACUUUUGCAUCGCGCUGCGGGCUUACUCGCAAUGCACCAAGAAGACGGCCAAGUACUGCCGGGGGGACCUGGUCUAUCACUCGGCCGUGCUGGGCAUCAACGACCUCAUGGCACAGCACAACUGUUCCAAAACGGGACCCACGGCCCCGGUGAAGCCGUCGGGCACGGAGCGGAGCCGCCUGCCCGAGUUGUGCAGCUACCAGGGCAGGGUCAACUCGCUGAGCGACGGCGGGCAACAGCAGCCCCCCAAGUUUGCACACUGCGGCUUGUUCGGCGACCCGCACCUCAGGACGUUCCGGGACGAGUUCCAAACGUGCAAAGUGGAAGGUGCUUGGCCCCUGAUCGACAGUGACUACUUGUCUGUGCAGGUCACCAAUGUCCCCGUGGUCCGGGACUCUAGUGCCACGGCCACCAGCAAGAUCACCAUCAUAUUCAAGAGCUUCCACGGCUGCACGGAGCAGAAGGUGUACCAGGCCACCACGGAGGGCCUGCCGUCGGCCUUUGUGGACGGCACCAGGAGCGGCAGUGAGCGCGAGGGCGGGGGCAGCCUGCGCAUCCUGGAGAGGGUGGGCAGCGGGCAGGUGGAGAUCCAGGCGCGCUACAUCGCCACCACCAUCAUCGUCCGUCAGGUGGGCAAGUACCUGACCUUCGCCAUCAGGGUGCCCGAGGAGACGCUGAACUACGGCGACGAGAGCGUGUGCCUGCAGCUCUGCCUCCACGGCUGCCCCAGGAGCGAGCUGAUCAAGGAGCACACCCUCUCUCGCCGGCUGGGCGACACCCGGCUGCCGGGACCGCGGCAGGUCUACACGGUGGAGAGCGCCACUUCCAAGUGCCGGCAGAUCCUGCAGGUGGAGGACGUCUACUUCCAGUCCUGCGUCUUCGACCUCCUGACCACGGGAGACCCGGCGUUCUCCAUGGCCGCCCACGGGGCCCUGGAGGACCUGAAGGCCCUCCACGUCAACGUCCUCAAGCAACACACGUCCCCCAGGACAGCAGCGGGCAGAAACGGCACGCCGGCCUGUCACCCACCUCACCUCAUCUACCUGGCAUCUCUCCUCCUGAUCACAACCUUCAUGUAGUCAAUGUCUAUACACUCAGAUUGCAAAUUGUCUAUAUAAUAAUAUAUUGAGCAGUGUACAUAUGUGAAAAUGCAAGUGUAAAGUGCCUGUAUAUAUAGUUGUAUUGUAUGUCGAGAGGCUUCCCCUUAGAUUUCUUUUGUGUAUUCUUUUGUGUUUUUAAGAAUUAUUUUGGUCUGGUCCCAAGGGGCGUCUAAACUCUGCCUAUUAAACAUCUCCAGCUACAGAC